This is a messenger RNA of Scleropages formosus (Asian bonytongue), 2111 nucleotides long. It is a transcript of the gene txk, whose product is annotated as TXK tyrosine kinase. The transcript is spliced from 15 exons. Gene Ontology annotation, biological process: protein phosphorylation. Lineage: Eukaryota; Metazoa; Chordata; Actinopteri; Osteoglossiformes; Osteoglossidae. Bases 421 to 1962 code for a protein of 513 amino acids. Gene Ontology annotation, molecular function: protein tyrosine kinase activity; protein binding; ATP binding. The record is from RefSeq and is a predicted model, not a curated record.
UGUAUCUAUGAGGGUCAAGCUGUGUGACCCCAAUGUGUAAUGUGAAUUAGAACAUUUAAAAAAGCACUAAAUCGUUGGCAAUGACUUUUUACAUUCAUUUUGUGUUUUAAUCACUUUCAGUAACGUUAAAAGUCAAAUCCCACUUUUAUUGAUUCACUUCCACCUUGAAUGUUUGAACACAGGUAAGGUCUUGAGCAAGUCACGUUGAACAGUCCCAGUUCCUCGCUUCCGGCCUUUUUACGUACGUCUUUUUUUUUUUUUAAUGUAAGACAGCUUGAAGUGUGUCCUACGUCAUCUCCUUUUUUUCCUUCACACUCUAAGUGCAUUCAGAGCUCAUGACCACAAAUUUACACACGACUUGACACUGAUCAUCGCCAGAGGAGAAGCUGAGGCGAACCAGACCCAAAAACAGAAGCUACAAUGAUUCUUUCUAACCACUCUAUUCAAUCCAUAUUCUGCUGCUGCUGUUCAUUGCAAACUAGAGAGAUCACAACUCAGAUGAACCUGGACGGGGCUACAGGGGAACAGAACUCAUCUUGCCACCAUGUACCCAAAUGCCCUGAUCGAAUCUGUAGGUCAGACAGAUCAAGGAGGAAGCCACCACCCCCGCCCCCACCAGAUGAUAAGGAGCAAAGGAUUCGCGUAGUUGCACUGUACGACUUUAUAGCCAGAGAAAAGACAGACUUGACAUUACGGCGAGGCGAGGAAUACACCAUCAUCCACAAACAAGACCAGCUGUGGUGGAAAGCUGAGGACAGCCUUGGGAAUACAGGCUUCAUUCCAAGCAAUUAUGUCGCAGAAAAGGACAAGAUUGAGGCAUAUGAAUGGUACUGCAAGAACAUAACCAGAUCACAGGCUGAACAGCUUCUGCGGCAGGAGGGGAAGGAGGGUGGAUUCAUAGUGAGGGAUUCAAGCCAGAAAGGUUGUUACACAGUUUCAGUAUUUACCAAAGCAUUAAGCUGGGAGGAAGGCGACAUCCGCCACUACCAAAUUAAGCACAAUGCCUUGGGGCAGUUCUUCUUGGCAGAAAAACAUGUCUUCAACUCCAUCCCAGAAGUCAUACGUUACCAUAAACACAACGCAGCAGGACUUAUCACUAGGCUACGGUACGCUGUUGGGAUUAUGGGUCAGUGCGUUCCAGCUACAGCCGGAUUCAGCUACGAAAAAUGGGAGAUCAACCCCUCGGAACUGUCCUUCAUGAAGGAACUAGGAAGAGGCCAGUUUGGAGUGGUAAGGCUCGGAAAGUGGAGGGCACUCUGUAAAGUGGCUAUCAAGACCAUCAGCGAGGGUGCCAUGUCGGAGGACGAUUUCGUUGAGGAGGCCAAAGUCAUGAUGAACCUGUGUCACCCAAAGCUGGUGCAGCUCUACGGGGUGUGCACAAAGCAGCGGCCCAUCUGUAUCGUCACUGAGUUCCUGGAGAAUGGCUGCCUGCUCAACUUUCUGCGCCUUCAGGCAGGAAAAAACAGCAAGGACUAUCUGCUAGCCAUGUGUCAGGAUGUGUGCGAAGGGAUGGAAUAUCUGGAGAGGAACAGCUUCAUCCACAGGGACCUGGCUGCCAGGAACUGUUUAGUUAGCGAGAAGAACGUGGUAAAAGUAUGUGACUUUGGCAUGACCAGGUACGUUCUCGAUAACCAGUAUACAAGCUCUACAGGUUCAAAGUUCCCAGUGAAAUGGUCUCCCCCAGAAGUGUUGCAUUUUAACAAAUACAGCAGCAAAUCAGAUGUGUGGUCAUUUGGGGUGCUGAUGUGGGAGGUUUUCACCGAGGGCAGAACUCCAUUUGAAAACAAGACAAAUCCCCAGGUGGUGGAGGAGGUCACCCAAGGUCAGCGCCUCUAUCGACCACACAAGGCCUCCCAUGAAGUCUACACGCUCAUGUACCGCUGCUGGCACGAGAGCCCUAAUGGACGACCAUCUUUCUCCGAACUAUUAGAAAGUAUUAAAGAACUUGCUGAGACGGAAUAAGACAGCAAGGACAGUAUCAAUCUGGGCAGCCUAACUGGUUGGCAUGGAGAUGGACUUUGCAGAAUACUUCCUUUCACUGUUUCAGCAUUUACUACGUUUUUGAUUGUCAGUUCACUGUCAGUGUUGCUUAACUUAUUUGUUUGUUUGUU